Messenger RNA from Manihot esculenta (cassava), 1337 nucleotides. RefSeq names its product E3 ubiquitin-protein ligase CIP8. The record is from RefSeq and is a predicted model, not a curated record. Lineage: Eukaryota; Viridiplantae; Streptophyta; Magnoliopsida; Malpighiales; Euphorbiaceae. Gene Ontology annotation, molecular function: ubiquitin protein ligase activity. The transcript has 2 exons. Bases 39 to 1043 code for a protein of 334 amino acids. Gene Ontology annotation, biological process: ubiquitin-dependent protein catabolic process.
CGCCCGACACCGUGCAAAACCUUUCAAUUUCUAAGGUUAUGUCUCGUCUUUCUAGCUUUGCUUUGUCGCACCUAGACCUAGACACCAACCCCAGUCUCAAUCUUGUUCCGGAAUCCCCAGAAGACGAUCCCCUCCGGACCUGUGCACGCACCUAUCUUGUCGAGCCACACCAACCAGUCAUUCAUGGUGAUCGCGGGUUGGAUUUCGGUUUAGAUGUGGUAGCGCAGUCCAUCGAUGAUUUGGAUUCGUGGGGUCUUGAAGAUAGUAACAAUUUUGAUGCUCUCUCGAGCUAUAUGGAGGAGUUAGGAUCUGGAUUUGGGGUUGAGUUGGGUAGGGAUGAAGCUCGUGCUGAUGGGCUUCGGGUUACCGGUAUUGAUUCGGAGUCGGAUUCGUGUUCUGACGGUGAGCUUGUUGAUUUGGAUAGUUUUAUUGAUGAUCACAUGGCAUUGGUGAAUCCUAAUGAGGAAUUUGAAUGGGAGGAACUGGAUCAAGCAAUCAACCAAAGUGAAAAUCUGAUUAUGGCGAUUGAUAGAGUCGAGGAAUUAUCGCUGUCAUCGUCCAGUAUCUCAGCACCAGUAGAAGAUGAGGAAAGGAAUAUUGAGUGGGGACUUUUAAUGGCAAUUAACAAUCAUGUCAAUUCGGUUGACGAUUCUUUUAUGUUUGAUGCUGACUAUGAUACCCUCUUGGAGCAGUUGGUGGAUAAUGAAAUUAAUUGGAGAGGAAGUCCACCCGCUGCAAAAAGAGUAGUGGAAAACCUUCCCUUGGCAGACUUGGGAAAAGAGGAUUUUGUGGUUUGUGCUAUUUGCAAGGAUGAGGUUGUGGAUGGGGAGAUGGUAAAUAAGCUGCCUUGUUGCCAUUAUUAUCAUGGAGAGUGUAUUGUGCCUUGGUUGAGGAUAAGGAAUACUUGUCCUGUUUGUCGAUAUGAGUUGCCCACUGAUGAUCAGGACUAUGAGACCAGGAAUAGGAGGAGGUGGAGACUGAGAGGUGCAAGUGGGAUUUCCACAGAUUCAACAGAUGGGUUCAAUUUUGAAAUGUUUGCUUAGUUUUAGGAUUUGAAACUUUGUGAGUAGUCUUUCUUUUUAAAUAUUGUUAAUACAUGUUAUGCAUAGGUUGUAUUUAUAAUGCAUUCAAUGUUCGUUAGAAUGCAUUCAAUUGACUGUAUCUUCUUUAAGCUGAGUUAACUGAUUAUUUCAUACUCAAAUUGUACAUAUAUUAAGUGCAGUCACGUUCAAUAAGAAUGUGAUUGUUAUUUGACUGAUUUAUUUGCUGAGGACUUGUACACUAUGCACCAUUUCUUUUAUGACAACAGCUGGAGAAGUGGGACACCGGUUUGCUGC